GCUACCAGAAUCACCAUCUUCUUAUCAACAACUCUUCGAACCAGCGAACAUAAAGCUAAGCAAUGAGAGGAUCCUCAAAGCCGAAGAGAAACCUCUCCAUCAUCCUUUUGUUCGUCCCCACUUGCCUCUUAGCUCUCUUUCUCCUCCAUCUCGCUUGCUUGGGCCUCCACAUCCUCUGCGUUCGACCCAUCGCGACCCGAUACACCGCGACCCGACCCUUCAAAACCCAACCCAUCCAACACCACCAGAACAAAAGAACCCUUCAAGAAUCCGCCCCAAAUAUCACCAAACAAACCAUCACUCCUUCAAAGAGGAAGGCCAAAAGAAAUCAUCACUCGGAUUUCUCAGCCAAAGCCUUCAAAUUCUUCAGUGGGCGUAAUUGCAAUCUGAAGUUCUUCAUGACUUGGAUAUCCAAGAGCGAUUCUUUAGGCCCAAGAGAGUUCAUUUCAAUACAGAGCAUUUUCAAAUUCCACCCUGACGCUUGCCUUCUCAUAGUAUCGAACAGUUUAAGUGCUAAAAUUCUACGUCCAUUAACUUUGAGGGGUUACAUGAUAACGAUAUUAUCUCCCGAUUUCAAUUUCCUGUUCAAAAAUACGCCUGCGGAACACUGGUUCCUUAACCUGCCCCGACGCGCCAUGAACCGCCAAAACCUUUCAAAUCUUCUUCGCCUCGCUCUACUGUAUAAAUAUGGAGGAAUUUACAUGGAUGCUGAUGUUAUCGUGCUGAAGAGCUUAUCAGGAUUCAAGAAUGCGAUUGGAGCUCAAGCUAUAGAGGCUGGGACAGGGAAAUGGUCAAGACUCAACAAUGCGGUCAUGAUCUUCGACGAAAACCACCCUCUACUACACAAAUUCAUGGAGGAAUUCGCGAAGAAUUUUGACGGAAACAUAUGGGGGCAUAACGGUCCUUACCUAGUUUCAAGAGUGGCAGCGAGGCCGGUGUUCUAUCCGGUGGGGUGGAAUAGGAUUAGGGGAUUGUUUGAGAGGCCUAGAGUGGGGUAUCAUGAGAAAAGGGUGGAGGCCAAGUACGAGGGGAUUAAAAGGGAGGGCUUCGGUUUGCAUUUGUGGAAUAGGCAAAGUAGGAGGUUGGAGGUUGAAGAAGGGAGUGUUGUUUGGAGAAUUAUGAUGGAUUGUUGUGUUUUGUGUAAUUUUACAGUUGGUUAGUUGGGGGAGGGAGUUGAUGCUGAACAAAUCAUAUAACGUUUGGAAAACAAACCUACUUCGUUU
Messenger RNA from Asparagus officinalis (garden asparagus), 1223 nucleotides. RefSeq lists its product as uncharacterized. The transcript has 2 exons. The coding region runs from base 63 to 1160 and encodes 365 amino acids. NCBI's taxonomy places the organism in Eukaryota, Viridiplantae, Streptophyta, Magnoliopsida, Asparagales, Asparagaceae. The record is from RefSeq and is a predicted model, not a curated record.